CCAAUUAAAUUCCAACUAGUCAAGUUCCAAUGAACUGAAAGUCGCCCACCGACUCCCAAAACAAAAACCCAAAAAAGGUGACGAGAAUGAAUGAGUUGCUACUUGUCUCACUCCACUCCCAAAUCUCCUGAAACUCGCUUCCUUCCGCUUUUCUUGGUUUCUGAAAUUGGAAGUUUGGCUGUUCUUGGUUGCUGAAAGUGUAUGGCAGAUUGGGGCCAACCAGUCAAGCAUUAGAGAGAGUGGGGAGCAGUUGCAAGCUGCAACAAUGGUUUUGGGACAUAGUGCCAACAAGGCGCGGGGAAGCCCAUCACUCCAACUUGAUUACCUAAUCAACAUUCUUGAAAUAAAGCCUUGGCCUCCCUCUCAAGCGUUAAGUUCGCUUAAAUCUGUUGUCAUCCAAUGGGAGCACGGAGAGAAGAACUCGGGUUCAACUAGUCAAGUUGCCCCGGUUCUUGACCCCGAUUCCAGCAUUGGCAGUGGAAGGAUAGAAUUCAACGAGUCGUUUAGGGUCCCCGUCACACUAAUAAAGGAGAUUUCGGUUAAAUCUGGAGGGAAUUCGGAUAAUUUCCAGAAAAACUGCAUUGAGUUCAACCUGUAUGAGCCACGGAGGGACCUGGCCGCAAAGGGUCAGCUGCUGGGAACUGCUGUUAUAGAUUUUGCCAGUUACGGGAUUGUUAAGGACAGUUUGAGUGUGAGUGUUCCGAUCAGCUGCAAGAGGGCUUACAGGAACACUGUGCAGCCUCUUCUGUUCUUGAAAAUCAAGACGGCUGGGAGGAAGAGUGGCGGGAAAUCAGUGAUGAGAAGCUGGAGGAGAGAAUCGUCAAUGGACAGUAGUGUUGGGGACUCUGUUUCUUCAUUGAUGAAUGAAGAGUAUGCCGAGGAAGCUGAGACAAUGGCUUCGUUUACAGACGAUGAUGUUUCUCCACACUCAUCAUCAAUUGUCUCUUCAGGUGUUGAGUCAAAGUUCAGUUCAUCAGCAGCUCACAAAGAGAACGGAUCCGAGGGAGGGAAAAGUGGACCUGCAGAAGCUGAACAUGACCGCAAUUUAGGUUCAGAGCACACGGUUAAAAAUUUAGCCAAGAAUCUAGCAGCUGAACCAAUAUCAACCACGAACGGAAGUUCUGCAGAUUUGUGUUCUGAUAUUGACUGGAUAUCAAGGAAACUCACUACCCGCAGUACUAUCCAAUCAACAUUGCUAGAAAACACACAAGACCUAGUAGUAGAAAGAGGCAAGAACCCAGAAACCGGAGAAGGUGCAGAAGCAAUGGAAGAGAAAGGGCAACACUCAGAUGCAAAUGCUAGUGGCAGAAAAAGCUUUGAAGCAGAGAAUAUUGAAAGAUCAAACCAUGUGGACUCUCACUCCUUGGGGAAAUUGCAUAAUAGCAAUGGAUCUGUCAGAAGUGAUCAGUUUGUCUUGGAAAGGAAAUGUGAAGUGUUAGAGAAGAAGAUAGAAAUGCUUGAAGGGGAACUGAGAGAAGCUGCUGGCAUUGAGAUUGGUUUGUUCUCUGUGGUGGCUGAACACGGAAGCUCUACGAAUAAAGUCCAUGCCCCGGCUCGGCGCCUCUCUAGGCUUUAUUUUCAUGCGUGUAAGGAAAAAUGUUUGCUAAGGAGACAAAGUGCAGCUAGAAGUGUUGUUUCUGGAUUAAUGUUGGUUGCAAAAGCCUGUGGAAAUGAUGUUCCCAGAUUGACUUUUUGGCUGUCAAAUUGUAUUCUGCUGAGGGCAGCAAUUUGCAGUUUCUGUAAAAAGCAGAAAUUAGCAUUUCCUUCUGAAUGUACUAGAGAUGAUGCGGUAAAGAAUGAGAGGAGGUCGUCUCCAUUCAAAUCCAUGCCCAAAAAUAAUAAUGGAAAUGAUCUUCCCGGGACAUUUGAAGACGGGGAGAACCCUUAUGCCUUUGUAAAAGCACUUGAAAAGGUUGAAUCUUGGAUAGUUUCUCGGACCAUUGAAUCUCUUUGGUGGCAGACUUUCACUCCAUACAUGCAGCCUGAUGCUACCACAAAGUCAGGCGGCAAAAGACCUGAAAACGUUUCUUUGGAACUUUGGAAGAAGGCCUUUAGGGAUGGCUAUGAAAGGAUGUGUCCUCUUCGCGCCGGAGGGCACGAGUGUGGAUGUCUUCAUCUACUCUCUAAACUGAUAAUGCAGCAAUGUGUGGGUAGAUUGGAUGUGGCUAUGUUCAAUGCUAUCCUUCGGGAGUCGGGUGAUGACAUCCCAACCGAUCCGGUUUCAGACCCCAUCAGCCAUAUGGAGGUUCUUCCCAUUCCCCCCGGAAAAGCAAGUUUUUCAGCUGGUGCCCAACUCAAAAAUGUGAUCGGGAACUGGUCGAGAUGGCUAGAUGAUCUUUUUGGUAUUGACAUCGACGACGAAGACGAAGAUGAGUGACCUAAUGAUGCUUCCCAAGGACAUGCUACUGAGCAGCACAACAAGAAAAGAGGUAUGCCCCACAUUUAGCGCCUCGCUGAUACGAAGGGUUCUCAAUGUCUUCAUCCCGGACGAAUUCUGCCCGGACCCCAUACCUAACGGCGUUCUAGAAUCCCUCGACUCAGACGAUCGGUUUGAAGAGGGCGUGACAAGCUUCCCGUGCACGGCACCUCCCGUUGCUUACGUGCCACCCUCGAUGGCCGCACUUGGCGACAUCAUCGGCGACAACAGCAACAACCGUUUUCAGCUGACGAGGAGCGGAUCUUCGGUGCUCAAGAAAUCUUACACGAGCGACGAUGAACUCAAUGAGUUGGACACGCCUCUGAAUUUCUUCACCCACGAAUUUGAUGGCGGUGAGAUGGCGGCGCCGCCGCCACCCUCAAGAGGAGGAAGUGGGAAUGGUGUUAGGUAUCAACUCCUGAGGGAGGUCUGGUUGAGGAGUGAGUGAUAGUUACACUGCCUGUGCUUUACUAAAUUUGGAUUGUGGUA
Messenger RNA from Cuscuta campestris, 2905 nucleotides. Lineage: Eukaryota; Viridiplantae; Streptophyta; Magnoliopsida; Solanales; Convolvulaceae. The record is from the annotation of a GenBank genome assembly.